Drosophila takahashii is the source of this 1235-nucleotide messenger RNA. RefSeq lists its product as uncharacterized. NCBI's taxonomy places the organism in Eukaryota, Metazoa, Arthropoda, Insecta, Diptera, Drosophilidae. The record is from RefSeq and is a predicted model, not a curated record.
CAUUACAAGCCGCAGACAGUAGACAUCAGACAGCAGACGGUAGAUUCCAUUCCCCUUCGGCAGAAUUCAAGUUUAAGCCCGGCUCAAGCCACUCGACCACUCAGUUCAAAGCGAAAUCGCGACGCGACAACAACGGCCGCUCAGACCGAGAGAAAUAUAAGAAAAAUAUAUAAAUAAAAUUAUAAUAAACGGAAGGCAUCUUAGAAAAAGGUGUGCGCAGAAUGUUCGUCUUACUUGGAGCACUCUGUCUGAUGCAGACGGUGAGCUUGGUGCCAGCCCAGCUGAUUACACUGCGCGACGGCAAGGUGGGCGUGAAUUUUGCAGGAUUUCACGCGGAUGCGGGACUCGGAGGACUCCUAACGGGCAACUCUGCCCACGGCGGACUCAGCGCCUCCGCGGGAACUCCAUGGGGUGCGAGGGCAGCCGCCGGUCUCGGUGGCAAUCUGGAUGGACGAGCCGCCGGCGUAGGCUAUGCCGCCGCCCAGGCAAAUCCUUCGGUGGGAGCCAGUGCCCUUUUGGGCGGCAGUGCCGGGGAACGCGGCUAUAUCGGUGCCGAGGCCCACAGCCCGGGUCGCAGCGUGGUCUCCUCCUCCUCUCAGUCCCACCACCUGGUUCAGCCGGCAGUUCCUGAAAACCCCGCCCCCGCUUCGCCCACUUCGGGUCCUGUCGUCACCAGCCACAUCCAGAAGGUCAAGCCACCCAAGAAGUACUCGCUGAUCCACCAAGAUCCGGACCGCAGCGAAAUCAUUGAAAAUCAUGUUAAAGCGGCCGCAGAUGCCGAUGCGGUGGAUAAACACCCGCCCACCGCUUUUCCGGCUUUUCCUGCUGCCCCGCCCACUUCGUUGAUAAUUGUCAAGCGACCACGCCCACAUGCAAAGCGACAACGUCAGCGGCAACGUGUCGUAUACGUGAUGCAGCAGCAGCAGCCGCAGGAGCAACACAUUCCCGAGGAGGAAGCCCAAAAGGACGAGCCGCAGUCGACCGUUGAGGUGAAGAGCGAGGCCAAGGCUGUCCAGGUCCACAAGUACAAGUCCGUCCAGCGACCUCAGUCCGUGAACAAUCGCUUCCUGGCACCUCAAGCCCAAGGACCCGUGGGUCUGGCCCUCGAUAUCCCCAUUGGCAUCCUGCGUUCGCUGCAGCAAUCUUUGGGCGCCUUAACUGGUGCCGUAGCCCCUGCCCCUGCCCCUCAACAACCUGCAGUUGCAGUUGCAGCUGCUGCGGCCAACGCUCACUAA